Orussus abietinus is the source of this 3102-nucleotide messenger RNA. RefSeq lists its product as uncharacterized. The transcript has 2 exons. Lineage: Eukaryota; Metazoa; Arthropoda; Insecta; Hymenoptera; Orussidae. The record is from RefSeq and is a predicted model, not a curated record. The coding region runs from base 240 to 671 and encodes 143 amino acids.
AUACGCGGCGCGUAGUACUCCAGCGGCGCCAUUCAAAGUCGCGCGCAGUCGGUCGCAGUACGUCGCGCUCGCGAAUAAACGAGCCAGAAGCGUAAAACGCGGAAUCGAAAGCAAACGAUCAGCUCGUAUUCCCAGGCGACUUAUAAACCGUAUUCGCAACGCGAUCUCCCGCAAUGUGCUGACCUCUGGCGGUCGCCGUUUCUCUUUCUCUCUUCGGGUCCUUUGAAUCUCCCGCCAGGAUGGACCUCGUCUACAUACCGGAAGUUCUGAGCUACGGCUGCCUGCGGAACGUCCAGUACCGGGACUAUGAGCAGCCCUGGAACCGGGACUACUUCGAUGACGGGAGAACGGUGUCUGUGGUCAGUCAGCGACAGCAGCAGUAUCAGCACCACAGCCACAACCAGCAACAGCAACGAUCACAGUCGAAGGACCAAUGUCAGUUGUGCAAGGAGAGCAAGAUGCGCAGUUUGGCAGCCUACAUCCGAGGAAAGACCCGGAAAAGCUCCUGCACGGAAAUCUACGAAGCCGACGAGGAUGUCGAAGAGGAGAACGCGAGCUCUGGGGCGAAAACCUGCGAGGAUGCCCUCGGGAAAAAAUCGAACUCCGGUGAAAAGGAAACCAAGCAACGCGGGAAGCGCGACGAGGUCGAUCGCAGGUCGGCAAGAAAUUAAAAGAUUGGUACCGGUGGAGAUUACUUUCGGUAAUCUCGAAGAAAACGUUGCCUGAACGGGUCGAUUCGGUCGAUUGUGACAUAUCCAGAGUUGGAUACACUCCCGCCCUCGUAUUGAACUGCUACUAUACUGGGAUAUAGUGGUCGAGUGGCAGUCACCGAUACCAUUGAACUGCAUCGAUCAUUUUUUAACUCGGUGGCUAUCUUUCGGUAGUUUCGUCGGAAGUCUGAGUAAUGGUUCGAUACGGUCGAUCGUGUUACCCGCGUCGGUACCGAUACGUCGUGCGAUUGAACUGCAUCGAUCAGUCCUGAACUCGACGAGGAUCCAUCGUGGAUUGGCCAGCUGUCGUCAGUCGAAACUAUUCGCUACUAUAUUGCCAUAUCCAUGACUGGGUAUACUCAUCGAGUCGCAGUCCACCGAUAUAUCGGUACCGAUGCGUCGCACCAUUGAACUGCACCGACCACUCCUGAACCUCGACAAAGAUCCUCUGUGAAUUGGAACUAAAAAAAAUGAGAAUUGAUUAGCGAUGACGGCAAUUACGAUGGUAUAUGGUCAAAGUACGAGAAAGAAAGCGUGGAGAACCUGAAGGAACCAACUCUAAGUCGGUGAAGUCUUGGAAGUGGAACAUCGGGGCCGCAAAUCGACCAGUUGGAAAACUGGGCGUAUACGCAAGAUUUCGUGCUGUGAUCGUCCGAUCGCGUUUCGGCAACUUUAAAAUGUGAAAAUGCGCGGACUAGAGAAGGGACUAGAAAGCGACUAUCGACCGGGACGUAUCCCUCGGUAGUUUCGCCUAAAGCCGUAGCGUUAAGCGUUCGUUCUAUGCCGAAGAGGAGGUAGCUGCUCUCCACCUCGGCGAUGUAAAUUCUUAAGCAUACUUUUCAGAAUCAUCUAGUUUAGAAUAUGGGAACGAGUCGUACAUACCGCGCACGAGGGAACCUAGUUUCUCGUGCGCAGCCAACAUACGUUCUUGAAGACCAAGUAAACGCGCACUCAAAGCCGGUCUCAGGUGGGCACUGACGUGCAAACACGUUUUCAAUUUGCACAUGAUAUUCGUGAUGUUUCUCCCUUGGCGGGAAGUUAGAUUUUCAGUUCCGUGAAGAUCUAUCCAACGGUCGAUUCUGUGCACGCGUUCUCUAAAUCAUUCGCAUAUAAGAAUCUAACGUCUCGCUCUGAAUAGCUAAAUCGUUGGAUCCGUGCUCAUGCCUUUAACGUUAAAAUACGUCUUUUAUAUGUAGUAUUUAAGAGACAAAAAUACAUCAUUUAAAUGUAUUUUAACGCUACAAGCGAGGUACGAGUAAGACCCUUAACGUUUAACAGCAGCAGAGGUUUUCAGAACGAAUAAUGCUAAUUAUGAUACGCGGAUACGGAGGUGCUGUAUCGUUUACUCUUAAGGUUCACUUUUCACGUCGAAAUUGUACGAUCGGUAAGCUCCUGUUGAUGGCGUUUCGAUUCCUAAGCGUUUCUCCCUACGACCAAUGUUGCAAUACCCUGUUGGAUAUGUAUUUUAUUUAAUACAAUCACGGUAUGAUGGCGCGUUCUCAAAAUCGCUAUCGUUAGACCCCCGGUUCUUGAGACGCGUGGCUUGAGUUCUAAGCCAAACUAAUAAGACUGAUUAUUGUAUCGCGGUAAGAGUAAGCAUAAUUUUUAUGAUAGGCAGACUUCCUAUCGUAUAACUUUCGACCAACAGAUAAGCGCCGCCAGAUAUACUAUCGUUCUAUUUGCUUACGUAGGUGUAAUAAUUGCCCGGGUGACUGUUUGACGCAACGCGAAUGGGAAAUUUAUUCGUUACUUAAUCAAUGUUAAUUAAUGUAUUAUCUUCGUUUUGAGUAUUUUUAAAUAUACCGAGGAGUAUAUUGGGAAUUCGCAUACGUACAACUCGAUCGGAUAAAUAUUAUCUCGGCAGAAAAAAUUGUUACGGUACGUUACCGAGGCCAUUGCGUUUCUUUUUGGAAUUAGAGGACUUUUCAUUGUUAGUAUUCAUUGAACGAGAAUUCCAUCGAUUUUGACCGUUGGCGAAUGAUUGUAUUUUUCUAACACGGCAUCUGGACAUUCCCAUUGUUGUUCGGCCAUGAGACAUAUACGCGUCUUCCACGAUUCACUACGUCAUAUUUGAUGCACUGCAGCGUAUUUACAAGUACUGUUUUAUAGUUGAAUAAAAUACGUUUCUACUAAGCUAACAGAGGCGUGUAUUUCUUGAGGACGUGGUGUCGUUCAAAUGGUCCAUCUGUUAGCGAUAUUAAAUUAAAUAACUGGGGGUCUUGUGUCACGAUAGAUAGCUGAGCAUAUCGAGAGGUUGAUAAGCAAACAUUAAGUGAGUGUUAAAUGUAAGUGAGAAAUUGCGGUAGUAUUUAGAAUUUUGCAAGUCAAUUAUUGAGUUGUUCCUAUCGGUGAUACAUAAUAAUGGGUAUAAUUAAACAAUCUAUAAUUGUCA